Paraglomus brasilianum is the source of this 1134-nucleotide messenger RNA. NCBI's taxonomy places the organism in Eukaryota, Fungi, Glomeromycota, Glomeromycetes, Paraglomerales, Paraglomeraceae. The record is from the annotation of a GenBank genome assembly.
AUGAGUACCUUGCUACAACCUCCACCGGCACGACCACGUUCAAGGUCUUGGUCAGGGCCUCGUCAAGAAGACUACACAUCUCCCGAAAAGCUGACUUCAACUUGCGAUGGGGAAAAGAAGGCUUUGCUAAUUGGGAUUAAUUACCAAAAAACCAAAUUUGAGUUGCAAGGAUGUCACAACGAUGUAGAAAAUAUGAAAAAUUUCUUGAAGAAAUUUAACUUUCCGGAUAAAAACAUCUCAAUCCUAACAGACGAUCAACAAGGGUCAUCCAUUCCUACUAAAGAGAACAUCCUCGAGGCUAUGAAAUGUCUUGUUGCAGGCGCCAAGCCGGGCGACUCUGGCCAUGGGGGUCAAGUAAGAGAUAAAAACGAAGAUGAAGAAGAUGGCUUUGAUGAGACCAUCAUGCCUCUUGAUUUUGAAACGAAUGGAGUGAUUGUCGAUGAUAUAAUGCAUGAUAUUUUAGUAAAACCCUUGCCGGAAGGUGUCCGCCUAACUGCAAUUUUUGACUCUUGCCACUCGGGGACUGCCCUGGAUUUACCCUACAUAUAUUCUACCAAUGGCUCAAUCAAACGAUCUAGCCUUAUCGCUUCAGGAGGGGCGACCUUAGCAAACAUCUACAGGGCAAAUCUAAGAGGAGAUUUUGAAUCUAUACCGAACCAUAUCGUUGGUCUUUUUGUGAAGGUAUUUAAGGGAGAGAAGAUUAGAGAGAAGAAUAGACGGGAAAAAAGUAGUAAGGCUGAUGUUAUCAUGUUUGGCGGGUGCAAGGACAUGCAGUAUUCUGCUGAUGCACAGGAAAAUGGAAAGUGUAUUGGAGCGAUGUCUCACGCUUUUAUAACGACAUUAUCGGCGGAUAACAACGUAUCCUACCUGAAGCUAUUGAACACGGUUCGCGAUCAGUUGUCAUCAAAGUACUCUCAGAAGCCACAGCUUAGUGCCUCUCAUCCGUUCAACCUGGAUGACAUAUUCAAAAUAAUGUUCUACCACCCUUCAAGUGACGUAAUCGCUGAUGAUAUCACCCCAUCUUUAUGUUGCGCACAUCCCGACAUUAUUUGUUAUGUCCUAAGAGGUGCACUUGCAUCACAGGCUUUAAGUGUUACCGGAGCAAAGAGUUAUUCAAUUGAAGAAAGUCUUUGA